This is a messenger RNA of Triticum urartu, 1092 nucleotides long. RefSeq lists its product as uncharacterized. NCBI's taxonomy places the organism in Eukaryota, Viridiplantae, Streptophyta, Magnoliopsida, Poales, Poaceae. The record is from RefSeq and is a predicted model, not a curated record.
UAGAUGCCAGUGCCACUGCCCUGCAGCCUCUCCUUCUCAACUGGCUCGCACCUUCUUCCCUUCCUUCCUUCCUUCCCUUUACACACCCCUUUUCUCUCUCUCUCUCUCUCUCUCUCUCUUUCUCUCUCUCUCUCUCUAGCUACCCCUCUCUCUAAUUGGGUAGUACACUAGUACGUACUCCAGUAGCCAAGAAGCAGCUAGCUAGGGAGAGAUCAGCGUCGUUCCUGCCGGCCAUGGCGAGCACCACGCGCAAGGAGGAGAGGCCGGACAAACGCGUCAAUCAGCAGCAGGGGAGCACCAAGCUCUACUCCAGGAUGCUGUCCAAGGACGUAGCCAUCGCCGUCCCGUCCUUCCGGGUGUACUACGGCGUCGCCUCGGCCGGCUCCGUGCCCUUCCUGUGGGAGUCGCAGCCGGGCACGCCCAAGAGCUCGCCCUCCGCCGCCGCGCUCCCGCCUCUCACGCCGCCGCCCUCCUACUACGCGGCCGGCGGAAAGGGCGGCUCCAAGAGGGGCGGCGCCGGCGGGUCCGGGAGGCGCUGGCCCGGCGGCGUCAUCGCCCUCUUCCGGAGGCCCCGGCGCAGGACGUCGCCGUGCUCCUCCUCCUCCAUCUCCUGGUCGUCCUCGUCGUCCACCGCAUCGUCCAUGUCGCCGGUGUUCACGGUGCAGUCUUCGCCCUUCGCUGCACGGGGCUCCGCAGGCGCCCACCGACGAGCGUUCUCGGCCGGCGACGUCUUCGAGGAUGCGGCGGCGCCGUCGAGCUGCUUCGGGACGGACCGAGAGUGCGACAGGAGGGUGGUGAAGGGCUGCGGCGUCGCCGUGGCCGUCCGGAACGCGCUGGCCACCGUCGUGGGCCACAAGCCCGGCGGCCGAGCCACCAGCGCGAUGGCCUAGAGAGGACAGGAGCCCUGUCCUGGCUACAGAAAGUAGCAGUGUGGCAUGUUUAAUUUUCUAAAUACCCGGGGUGUGGUUUGCAUUUUGUGCUAGUAUAAAUGUACUUGACCUGCGUUACGUACGUGUCAUUUCCAUGUCAUGCAUGGCAAGGAAGAAAAGUGUAAACAUAACGAGUAAUAUUAUGUGGUGGUGUAUUUGUAUA